Striga hermonthica is the source of this 864-nucleotide messenger RNA. The record is from the annotation of a GenBank genome assembly. Lineage: Eukaryota; Viridiplantae; Streptophyta; Magnoliopsida; Lamiales; Orobanchaceae.
AUGAUGGAAAACAAAGAGGAGGACGUGCGAGUCGGAGCCAACAAGUUCUCCGAGAGGCAGCCGAUCGGGACGGCGGCACAGAGCGAGGACAGGGACUACAAGGAACCGCCGCCGGCGCCUCUGUUCGAGCCGGGGGAGCUGACCUCGUGGUCGUUUUACAGAGCCGGGAUAGCCGAGUUCAUGGCCACCUUCCUCUUCCUCUACAUCACUAUCCUGACGGUGAUGGGAGUUAGCAAGUCCGACUCCAAGUGCUCGACGGUUGGGAUACAGGGCAUCGCCUGGGCUUUUGGCGGCAUGAUCUUUGCCCUUGUCUACUGCACAGCCGGGAUCUCUGGUGGUCACAUUAAUCCAGCAGUGACGUUCGGGCUGUUCCUUGCCAGAAAACUGUCUCUGACCCGGGCAAUAUUCUACAUGGUGAUGCAGUGUUUGGGGGCCAUCUGUGGUGCUGGUGUGGUGAAGGGCUUCGGUCAGAGGCUUUACCAGAGCAAUGGCGGAGGGGCAAACGUUAUGGCCCACGGAUACACCAAGGGCUCUGGCCUUGGGGCCGAAAUUAUCGGUACAUUUGUACUUGUUUACACUGUUUUCUCAGCCACCGAUGCCAAACGCAGUGCCAGGGACUCUCAUGUUCCGAUAUUGGCACCAUUGCCUAUUGGGUUCGCUGUUUUUUUGGUGCAUUUGGCAACCAUCCCGAUCACAGGCACGGGUAUUAACCCUGCUAGGAGUCUUGGGGCAGCUAUCAUCUACAACGAGGAUCAUGCUUGGGAUGAUCAUUGGAUAUUCUGGGUUGGACCAUUCAUUGGGGCAGGACUUGCAGCUCUGUACCACGUUGUCAUAAUCAGAGCUAUCCCAUUCAAGUCCAAGUGA